AAGUGUACAACGGAAACCGGGGAAUUCCAGAUGUACACACCUACGACAAAAUGGCGUCUUCACAUUAUCCUGGCCAAAACCGUGUAUAUAUGCCAAGAACUAAAAUUCAGUGUCGCUUGGAUACGGUCCUUCAUUAGAAGAGGGAAGUAUGUUUAACAGAUUCAGAAAACAGGAGCAGGAAGUUCAAGGACAGAUAAAGCUGGGAACUAGGGUUAUAAGAGGACCGAAUUGGAUUCAUAAAUGCGAAGACAAUGGAGAAGGCUUUUUAGGAACAAUAGUCAAAUUCAACUUAUUUGAAAGACUAAUUGAAGUAAUAUGGGAUUCAGGAAGGAGUGGACAAUACCGAGCUGAUCCCGAAAAGUAUGAUUUAAGAAUAUUCGAUAACGCACCAGCAGGAGAAUUACAUCAUGGAACAAUGUGUCAAAACUGUUCUGAUAGUCCGAUCCAUGGAAUGAAAUGGACAUGCAUCAAAUGUAAAAUUGACAUGUGUACUCAGUGUUACAUGAGUGAUUAUCAUGACGACACACAUGCGUUUGAAAGGACAUACACGUCCGAGUCACGAGGGCAUAAAAUUUUACCAAAAAACAGUUGCAACGAACGGGUUAUGUCAAAGGGUAUAUUUGAGGGAGCAGAAGUCGUAGCAGCUUCUAAUUUGAUGCAUGAUUUUGAAAUUGACGGCGGUGAUGUAGGAUACGUUGAGGAGAUAACAAGUUGGCAAAACAAAUAUCAUCGAGGUAGUGUCGGUGUGUUUUGGAAAGCUAGUAAUAGAAUACAGUUUUAUCGACUGGGUGCAGAAGGUUGUGUUGAUGUUUUUUGUAGUCGAUUAACAGAACCUGCUUCUGGUGGAACAUGCUACGUAGAUAAGCUUCCAGUAGUUGAUUUUGAUAAAGUACUUUUCGAGACUCCCAACCUUGUUACUUCAACCUCAGGUCUGUCAACUAAAGUUAGGAAGUCAGAUAAAAAAUCAGCGCCAAUACUUUUAAGUCAAUUGGCUGAAGAACAUUAUCCACAUUUUGAGUCAAGAAUAGUGUUAGUUGGAGAACCAGGUACAGGGAAGACAAGUAUAGCCAAAUAUCUAAGCGGUAAACAGCCAAACAGAUUCAGGAUGUCAACUGAUGGAAAACAAUUAUACACUGGUCUUGCAUACAUUGAUAUUGAAACGGAGGAAUGGCUAUGCGGACAGCAAGAUUUUUCCCUAGAAGAAAUCAUCUUAAGCAGAACAUUUUUACAAGAAAACAAAAGAAAAAAUAUCGUUAAGCUACCAGAUACAACACCAACCAGUGAAGAUGUAUUAGAUGAAAAUGUCACAACCCUGUCUGAACAUGAAAACGUUUCUAGUGACUUGCAUGUACAACUUGUCACUAACUAUGGAGUUAUGAGAAAGUUACAAAACGUUUUUAGCGUUACCAAAGGAACCGAAGAGGUCAAAUUUUCAAUCACGAAAGAAAUAUUCUUAGAGAUGUAUUCGCAGGUUGGUAAAACGCACAUACGAAACAAAAAGAUAGCUCCAAUGAUUAUCUACGAUUUUCCAAGGCAUGAUGUGUUCUAUUCCAGCCAUCAGACAUAUUUAGCAUACGGAGCUGUUUACAUCAUUGUAUUGGAUGGAAGUAAACAACUAGAUGAUCCAUGUUCGUAUGAACAGUACCUACCAGGGAAAAGUGGACAUAAAACUUCAAGAGAUUAUCUGCUAUAUUGGGUGAACACAAUUGUAACCUACUGCAGAGGAAGUGUUUAUGACUUUCCGAAAAUAAUGAUUGUUCUUACGCAUAAGGACCAAGUUCAAGCUAAUGAAAUUGAAAAAAGACGACAUGAAAUAUUUGGAGAAAUCAACAAGAUGUUUCAACAAACGCCAUUAGGGCAGCAUUUGGUGAUUGAGGAUAAAAUAUUUGUCAACGCUAAAGACAAACAUGACACAGAAAUGGAGAAGAUAAAAGAGGUUAUCAUAAGAGAAUCAGAGAGGCAACCAACAUGGGGUGAACUCCUUCCAAAAUGCUUUAUCCCUUUAGAGUUAGAAUUUGCAUCGCUGACCAAACGCAACAUUAUGUUGAUCACCUUAGAACAUCUAAAGAAAAUAAACUCAUUGCAGCCAAUAAGACCGUUGUCAGAAGAUGAGUUGAAGGUAUUUCUGAAAUUUCAACAUUCAAUUGGCAAGUUACUGUACUUUGAUAAACUUAAAUUGGACGACCGUAUUGUUUUGUCACCAACCCUUCUUAUCGAUGCCUUUCAAUCAAUUGUAACAGACAGGCGCUUUUGUAACGGAGACAGACACAGAGAGGAAAUAUGGGAUGCAAUGGGAAUGCAAGGGGUGGUAUUCAAACAAGAAAUAUACGAAGUUUGGAAGAGAAAGAAAUAUGCAAAAUUCAACAAAGAAAAAGAGUAUCUGUUAGCUGUCAUGACCCAUCUGGAUAUAUUGGUAGAACCAAAAAGAUACGAUUCGAGCCGAACACGUAUACCUGCCGACUUCUACUAUGUUGCAAGUAUGGUACGAGAUAUAGAUGAUUCUGGAUACCUGCAAUCAGCUAGCAUCACAAAAAGAAAUAUCGCUUUAGCAUUUCAAUCGUCAUCAUUGAUGAUACCACCUGCAUUAUCCUUCAGAUUUAUCAGUUACUGCUUAUCUGUUUGGGCGGUGCAGACAUACGGAGAGACCAACAGGGACAUGCUGUUCCAUAGGUCAGGAGUGUUUACAAUUGAUCCUUCCUUAGAUAUGUAUAUUCUCUGUGAAGAUGACAAGAUUUCUGUCCGUCUUGUUCAUACCAGAACAAACACACUCAUAAUGAGGGGUCUUGCUUCCAGUAUCAAUGAAUGUUUAACAUCUGCCUUGGAGAAAAUAAGUCAACUGUAUAUCAGAACAAGUAGCGAUCAGAAUCAUACCAGUGAUGCAUUCUUUGUGACCAGUGUUUGUUGUAACUCACCAGAUAAACCAUGCAUCUUACCAUUUGAAAAUCUAGCAUAUGUCGACAAAAUCUGGACAUGUCCUGCUCAUGGCAUUGAACACCCAAUACACAUUAUCAAAUCGUGGAUACCAGGAAAGUUGGACAAUGGAUUGUUGAAAAAUAGAAACCCUAUCAGAGUAUCAGAGUAG
Mytilus trossulus (common blue mussel) is the source of this 3082-nucleotide messenger RNA. RefSeq lists its product as uncharacterized. The record is from RefSeq and is a predicted model, not a curated record. The transcript is spliced from 12 exons. NCBI's taxonomy places the organism in Eukaryota, Metazoa, Mollusca, Bivalvia, Mytilida, Mytilidae. The coding region runs from base 149 to 3082 and encodes 977 amino acids. Gene Ontology annotation, molecular function: metal ion binding; ubiquitin-protein transferase activity. Gene Ontology annotation, cellular component: cytoplasm. Gene Ontology annotation, biological process: protein ubiquitination.